Molecule: messenger RNA, 1399 nt
Organism: Pecten maximus
Lineage: Eukaryota; Metazoa; Mollusca; Bivalvia; Pectinida; Pectinidae
Exons: 6
Coding region: 49-1377 (442 amino acids)
Source: RefSeq, a predicted model, not a curated record
CAAGCGGUAAUCUUAAACUUUAAUUUUUACCGCGUGUGGAAAUCAAGCAUGCAGCUUGAUUUUAAGAUUUUACUUGUGAUUUUAAUUUUGUCAUUUUUUAUUAUUUAUAUUUUAUCAUAUUUUAGCUUUAUUACGAUUUUAAUUUCCACUUUUAUUAGUGUCUUCAUCCUCAUCAUCUUCGGUAGGUCAAUCGGUGAACGUUGUGCAACGAAACUGAAGUCACCGGCAAAUUUAGAAUUUUCAUUGUCGACAAAAAAGAAAAAGAAGAGUUUGUCACAUUCACAAACAGGGACGAAAUAUCAUAAAUAUUCAAAGGAUAUUUCUACAGAUGAAAACAUGCAUAGAAAUGGAUUUUCAAAUACUUCUUUCAACGAUAAAAAGUUUGACAGAUCGUUCGAUAAAUGGCGGUCUCCUGUCACUAAUUCCCCUGGUGUUCGUUCUCCUGGAAUUCGUGUCGCAUCGCCUGUAGCUGGAACAGGACUAAGAACUCGAAAAGCAAGUCAGCUUAUUUCAAGGAGACAUUCGUUUUCUGUGAAACCCAUAGACACUACAACACAUUCCGAUAGUAACACGAGAAUACCAUUUCUACCAACUAUCAAAAGAGCAUUGGGUCUGGAGACGAUUGUUAGCCCAAGGUAUACUGCCAAAGAUGACUACAGCAGCUAUACAAGUCACCCUGAGACUGCCUCCCCAGGGUUUGUCCCUGCCGUCCGACUGUCCAAUCAUGAUCGUCACCCACUCUCCAAAGUACGAUCCUCCUCUGUACGAAGUCCAAAUACUAUAAAAAUAGCUCCCCCAGAUCCUCACAAGCUUGGCAGUCCAAGGGUGUUAGAAGUAAGAAAAAAAGAUACAGUGACAGAUGACAACAGAAAAACACCCGACAUGCAGUCGGUUCUCACCGCCCUGAAGGAGAAAAGGAGAAAAAGAACAGCUGGCCCAUCUGAAGAAGAUAACUUCUGCCCAGAGGUACAAACCCAAAAAUCCAAGAGAAGACGACAGGAAAGUCAACAGUCCAAUGCGUCCACAUCUUCAUUACCUCCCCUGCCUGCCUCCCUUCCAGACCUUUCUGAUUACACUAUACCACGUCUGGAAACACCCUCCCUGAAGAGGGCGGCAGCUCCAGAGGUUUCAGAGUGGGAUGGUAGAGGAAGUACUGCCAAACGACUACGACAGGAGGGGCGGUACAACUCCAUUUCCAGCUCGCUGAGUUCCAGUCGAUAUCUGGAGAGACAUAACCGCAGUUAUAGCCCAAGACCAGACUGGUCCCAGGAAUCUACAGCUGAAUUGAAACGAGCUAUCCAAAGAGAAAUCAACAAAAUUACCCAGGAAAUGCCAAGUGACUUAGUUACAAGUCUACGAGUAAGGGUAUACCUGUAGUGAUGCUACCCAACAUCUAUAC